Molecule: messenger RNA, 2013 nt
Organism: Liolophura sinensis
Lineage: Eukaryota; Metazoa; Mollusca; Polyplacophora; Chitonida; Chitonidae
Exons: 1
Coding region: 1-2013 (670 amino acids)
Biological process (GO): iron ion transport
Cellular component (GO): plasma membrane
Molecular function (GO): copper ion binding; oxidoreductase activity
Source: RefSeq, a predicted model, not a curated record
AUGUGGAAAAUUCUGCUGUUUUCGUGCUUGGCGCUUCCAGGGAGUGCUCUUCCCACCUGUCCCCCGGAAGUGAAUGUGUGUGAGUUUACGUUAGUUGUCGAACCGAAGUUAACAAUGAUGCACAACAAGAUGUUGACCUACCCAGAAGGCGGCAAGCUCUGGGAGUACACAGUAACAAACACCUCGAACGCCCAGCCCGUUGAAGACAACGUGAUAUCGGCCGACGGAUGGGAAAGCCCGAGACUGGUUUAUGUUUUCAACGAAUCUCUACCCGGACCAGCGAUUGAGGUAUGGGAGGACCAAUGGGUUAAGGUACAUGUGAAGAACAUGCUGCACAACCACGGAAUAACAGUACACUGGCACGGGUUGCAUCAGUUAGACACCCCCUUUAUGGAUGGCGUAGGGUUUGUGUCGCAGUGUCCUAUCCUUCCCGGCCAAACCUUUACCUACAAGUUCAAGGCAAGUCCACCAGGAACUUUCUGGUACCACUCUCACGUUGGUAGCUUAAGAACGAUGGGUAUGCAUGGUCCUUUCAUAAUUCACGAGCGAGUCCCGUCACAGGCGGUACAGAACGAGUUCAUCUGGACCGUGUUCGACUGGAACCAUGAGUACGACUCCGAAGUGUCGUUUUACAAGAUGGAGUAUGGCGUCUAUGAAGGUAGAACCAAAUAUAACGGGGGGAACUCUCUCGAUGGGGCACGUUUCAGUUUGUUUCGGUUUCACUCUGGACUGUUGAAUGGGAAAGGACGUUAUUACGACCCGAUGACAGGGCACCAUAAUGGCGCCCCUCUGUCUUCUUUCCAAGUCAAAUCAGGCGAAAGUUACAGGGUAAGAGUAAUAGCAGCAGGAGAGCUUUACCCGUUCAGGAUAUCUGUUGACCAGCAUCCACUUACCAUUAUCGCCUCGGAUGGCUACUAUCUGGAACCUGUCACUGUGGAAUCUUUCAUUAUCAACCCUGGAGAGAGGUUUGACUUUAUCAUCAACGCCACACAAAGCGUGAACAAUUACUGGAUUCGAGGAAAGACGUUAGAGGUCGAAAGCAACCACACAUUUGAGGCCAUUUUACGUUACGAAGGUGCAGCUUCUGAAGCUGACCCGUUAUCGAAACCCCAAAACUGUACAGAAGAAAAUAUUUGCGUUGUGGCAAACUGUCCGUUUCUAUACUAUCCUGUAGAAGAAUUCACAUUGUGCUUAACGUUCGAUGAACUUCGAGCUGCCAAGGUGCAAGAUACUCCUCCUAGUGAUAAAGGCAUGUUUAGAGAACAUUUCCUUAACUUUGCUUUCCCUGGAGAAAAAUGGACUCCAGCGUCCGUGAAUGGCAAAGCCUUUAAACUUCCUACCGUUUCGGCCGUCUCUCAGCCGCAUGAAAUAGAGACUGACUGCAACAGACAAGAGUGUGGAGAAGACAAAGUAUGCAGAUGCACAUGGAGCUUACCUUUGGAUCACGGAAUGACACAUCAGUUUGUCUUGUUAAAUAUGGGACAAGGAAAAGGAUGGUCCCAUCCUGUACACAUGCACGGACAUUCUUUCUAUGUAAUAAAAAUGGGAUAUGGCGAAUACAAUGAAACAACUGGAGAGAUCAUUGGAGACAAUCUUGACAUUGACUGCCGUGGAAAUCCCGACAGGGAGAAGAGUUAUUGUAAUGACGCAACAUGGUCAAACUCUUCGUGGAUCAAUGGAAACGUGCCUGAUGUUGAACUAGAGAAACCUCCUCGUAAGGACACGUUGAUCGUCCCGACAGGUGGCUAUGCUGUGGUUAGGAUAAGAGCGAAUAAUGCUGGUGUCUGGAUAAUUCAUUGUCAUAUCCAGCUCCAUAACAUGGACGGAAUGGCUUUGUUACUGAAUGAAUCGCAUGCAAAUGUUCCCCCGAUUCCUGACAAAUUUCCCUCUUGCAGAAGCUACUUUGACUACCAGAACAUGCCGUUCAUGGAUACCACGUCGCCAAGGCCUACGACUACCAUACCAGUACCCGAGGGUGAACCAGAAUGGAGCGGUAAUGACGGUAGUAAGUAA